AUGUCGUCUGUCCGCAACAUCGUAUCAUUCGAGGAUCGAGCAACAGCUUGUCAAGCCAAACCUCGUGAUGACCUCCUCGUAAUCGAACUUACGAUUCAAGACAUCGACAUAGCAAGAGUAUUGGUCGACACCGGAUGUUCGGCCAAUAUUAUCUAUAAGAGCACCCUCGAGAGAAUGGGGAUCGAUCUAAACGCUAUCACAGACGAUCCCAGUCCAGUAGUUGGACUCUCGGGAAACACUACAAUGACCCUUGGCACGAUUGAUCUCUCAGUCAAAGCCGGGAGCGUCACCAAAUAUGUGGAAUUCCUGGUGGUCGACGGUCCGACAGCGUAUAACGCGAUCUUUGGAACUCCAUGGUUGAAUUCCAUGCGAGCGAUUCCCUCAACAUUCCACCUGUGCCUCAAGUUUCCAACUCCUUCCGGGGUUGAAACAAUACAAGGGGAUCGGGAAGUAUCGCAAGUCUGCCUAGCCGCUGGGUUAAAACGAAAAAACUCCGAGAUCGAAACCCCCCGAAAAAAGCAAACUGUUCACGAACCAGCAUUGCAAGACUCCCCAGAGGUCUUCUGGCAGUCGCAAAGACCUGAAGCCCUAGAAGGGAAGCGUGAACCUACCUGCGAGCCGGUAGUCUCGAUCUGCCUUGAUGAGUCUUACCCAGAGCGAUGCGUCGAAAUCGGAGCCAAUCUCCACGAACCGCUAAGAGAAGAGCUCAUAGCGUGUCUCAAGAAGAACCUUAAUAUGUUCGCUUGGACCAGACGGAAGCUGGGACCCGAACGUGCCAUUGCAGUUAAUAGGGAAGUCGAAAAGCUCCUCAAAGUAGGGUCGAUAACAGAAGUUAGAUAUCCCGACUGGCUUGCCAAUCCCGUCGUAGUCAAAAAGAAAAACAGCAAGUGGCGAGUAUGCGUCCACUUUACCGAUCUCAAUAAGGCAUGCCCAAAGGACUGUUUUCCGCUUCCGCAUAUCGACCGACUGGUCGAAGCAACCAUGGGGAACAAGCUCUUGUCAUUCAUGGACGCUUUCUCUGGUUACAAUCAGAUCAUGAUGAACCCCGACGAUCGCGAAAAAACCGCAUUUAUCACCGAUCGCGGAACAUAUUGCUACAAAGUAAUGCCGUUUGGUCUUAAGAACGCUGGUGCCACAUAUCAACAUCUCGUCAACCGGAUUUGUCUCAUUGGAGAAGAGCUAACCACCCUCCUUGAGACAUAA
Molecule: messenger RNA, 1203 nt
Organism: Raphanus sativus (radish)
Lineage: Eukaryota; Viridiplantae; Streptophyta; Magnoliopsida; Brassicales; Brassicaceae
Exons: 3
Coding region: 1-1203 (400 amino acids)
Source: RefSeq, a predicted model, not a curated record